This is a messenger RNA of Sceloporus undulatus (fence lizard), 2193 nucleotides long. Its product is annotated as UDP-glucuronosyltransferase 3A1-like. NCBI's taxonomy places the organism in Eukaryota, Metazoa, Chordata, Lepidosauria, Squamata, Phrynosomatidae. Gene Ontology annotation, molecular function: UDP-glycosyltransferase activity. The record is from RefSeq and is a predicted model, not a curated record.
CUUUCUCCACCUUAUUAACUUUGUGCAAACAGGGAUCACUGGGAAAGAUUGCUUCAUUGGACUCCUGUUUAGUUUAAGCUGCCGAACAUGGCUGUAAUAGAGAAGCUGCUUGUUGUAGUAUUGCUUUUUUCACAAUUCCUGCAACUUGGGGGAUUUAAGGUCCUAACCCUUGCCUUUAUGGGGGGAAGCCAUUAUCUCCUGAUGGAUGAAAUAUCAAACAUUCUCCACAAGAGGGGCCACGAAGUUCGAAUGUUGUUACAAGAAGGAGUAAGGUUGACUCCAGGACGACACUAUGAACAUUCUGAUACUUAUCAAGUCACAAAAUGGUCAGCUAGUGAAAACGUUAUCGAUGAAUACAACAAAUGGUUUCACAACUUUACAAAGGAUUGUCUGAAGGGGAGAACAACAGUUCAUUCUUACCUUGAUCUGAUGGGCCACCUGGCAUCUCAAUGCCAUUUUGUGCUGAAUGAAUCAAGGACUCUCAGCUCUUUGAAGCAGGAGAAAUUUCACCUUGCGGUGAUUGAUGCAUUCAAUCCUUGCUCUUUCCUGGUUGCAGAGAAACUAGGACUACCCUUCGUGGCUGUCUAUCCUGGGACUUUUGUGAAUGCACCGCAGGCUGGAAUACCAAGUCCUCUGUCAUACGUCCCUCUGGCCCAAUCCCUUCUAAGUGACCGCAUGGAUUUCUGGGAACGCCUGAAAAACUGUUUGAUGUCACUUUUUGCACCAAAAAUAAAAAACCAGAUAUAUGACAAAUUUGACAAUGUUAUUCGGGAACAUUUCCCAGCCACGCCCAGACCUGCUCUCCCUGAGCUGUACUUGAAAGCAGAACUGUGGAUUUAUGACACUGACUUCUCCAUCGAAUUUGUGCGGCCUCUUCUUCCCAGCACAGUGUAUAUUGGUGGCUUAUUGGCAAAACCAGCAAAACCAUUGCCACAGGAGUUUGAAGAUUUUAUUGAAAGCACAGGAGAAGCUGGCUUUAUCAUUGUGACCUUGGGAUCCAUGUUAUCAUCAAUCCCAUUCCCACAACUGCUAAAAGAGAUCAAUAAAAGUUUUGCACAACUUCCACAAGGCGUUAUUUGGAGGUAUCAGGUCUCUCACUGGCCAAAGGAGAUAAACCUGGCUCCAAAUGUGAAAAUUGCAGAGUGGCUUCCUCAGAAUGACUUGCUAGGACACCCAAAGGUUCGGCUCUUUGUCACUCAUGGAGGGCUCAACAGUUUGAUGGAAUCUGUUUAUCAUGGAGUGCCAGUAGUAGGGAUUCCUCUGUUUGGGGAUCAACAUGACAACAUGAUCCGAGUGGAAGCCAGAAACAUGGGACUCUCUGUUAGCAUAGACCAGCUAGAGGCCAACAGCUUUGGAAGUACAAUGAAGCAAGUCAUAGGAGACCAAAGGUAUAAAGCUGCAGCAGAGGGUCUAAGCACCAUCCUCCGUUCUCAUCCAUUCCCUCCUGAACAAAGACUGGCGGGGUGGAUAGAACAUGUUCUUAAAGUGGGAAGUGGAACGCAUCUCCAGCCCCAUGCUUUUCAUCAAAUGUGGUAUCAGCAGUACUUACUGGAUGUUUGGCUGUUUCUCAUUGCUUCACUCUUAGGCAUGCUCUACCUUUGUCUCAAGCUCAUUGGCUAUAUUACUUUAAAGGCCUGUAACACAGGAAAACAAAAGCAAGCAUAAAUAUUGCUACUUUAGUUUUUAAAUGUUGUGCCCCUUUGGGAGAAACACAAUUAUUUAAGGCUUCAGAUAACAGCUGAGUUAUCUGGACUUGGAUGACGUACACACUGACAUCUGCAUGCACUUGUCAUGGCCAAAACUGUGGUGAAAACUUUGCUUUCCCAUUAUUUUUAUUUAUAUCCAUAUAGCUAUCAAAGCACUGUAUUUUUUAUUUCAAAAUGCCUUAGUAGCAUUUUUUGAAAAGAGCAUGGUUCCAAGGCUAUAGUUCUUGGAAAUGAUAACAAUAUGCUUCUUGUUUGUUCCUUGUGAUAGUCCAUACCCCAGUGGUUUGUGGUACUCCAUAUGCUUGAAUUGCAACAUGCAGUUUUCCUCACCAUUGGCUAGGGGUGCUGGGAGAUGCAGUCCAACAACAUCUGAAGAGCCACUUUGCUUUUGUAUGGAGAUGCGGAAGUAAUAGCACUUAGGACAGGGAACUUUGCAUCUAAUAAACAUUUAUGUAUAUAACUCCUAUUAAAAUCUUAAUCAAGUACA